AUGAGAGGCAGGCAAGAUGUCGAAUUCCAGACGCUUGACGGGCUAACGCUCCGAGGGUGGCUGUUCCCAGCUGCCCAGAGAGGGCCCGCAAUCAUCAUGACACCAGGGUUCAACAACGUCAAGGAGAUGAUCAUCUCGGAAGUCGCCGAAUACUUCCACGCUGCGGGCUUCACAGUCCUUAGCUACGACCCACGCACCAUGGGUGCCAGCGACGGGGAGCCGCGCAACGAGGCCCACCCGCUGCGCAACGUUGAGGACUACCACGACGCCCUCACAUACCUCAAGCACCACCAGUCGCAGCUCGUUGACCCUAAGCGCAUUGCUUACUGGGGCUACUCGUUCAGUGGGAUGGUGGCCCUCUGUGCUGCCGCCCUCGACAAGCGGGCCAAGGCCGUCGUCGCUGUCUCACCCCUUACCAUCUGGGAGUUCACCAAGUGGAAACAGGUGCUCGCCAAGUCCAUGAAGGACCGCGAGUCGCGCCUGGCCGGCAACAACCCGGUGCGCCUGCCCAUGUUGACCGAGGACGGCGAGCAUCCCGCCGGCUUCGGCACGGGCUUCGACGUCGAGGACGUCUACAACAUCAUCUCGAGGGCCGCCGAGGUGCAGCCGACGUUUGUGGCCGAGACGACGCUAAGUACCUACUACCACAUCGCUGCCUUUCAGCCAUUUGGCUUGAUGCCCCAUGUCUCGCCCACCCCGGUCAUGGUUGUCACGGGCGAACAAGACCUGGUCUCGCCCGCGGGCCUGCAAAAGACGCUGGUUUACGACGUAUUCAAGGAGCCGAAGCAGAUGCUCAGUGUUCCGGACAAGGGCCACAUGAACAUCUUGAGCGGGCAGGAUGCGCUGAAGGUACUGGACGGCCAGAUCCAAUUUCUUCGCGACCAUAUGGGGUGA
This is a messenger RNA of Dichotomopilus funicola, 894 nucleotides long. RefSeq names its product Alpha/Beta hydrolase protein. NCBI's taxonomy places the organism in Eukaryota, Fungi, Ascomycota, Sordariomycetes, Sordariales, Chaetomiaceae. The coding region runs from base 1 to 894 and encodes 297 amino acids. The record is from RefSeq and is a predicted model, not a curated record. The transcript is spliced from 2 exons.